AUGACCAAUGAUAUGCUAGUAUCAUUACAGGCACAGCCAAUGGAAACAGAAAUUUUUGAAAAUGUUGAACGCCAAUCAAUGAAUGUAGAACAUGAUGAUCAAAAUAUUAAACACCAAUCAGAGGACGUAAUACCUGAAUUUUCAACAAAAAACUCUAUUAAGAGUUCCACAAAAUUGAACGCUAAAGCCAUACCUUAUACCCAAAAGGAAAAGGAUGAACUGGCAAGAAUUAAUGUGAUCAAGCGUACAGCAUCAGAUAGCAAGGCUCAGCUGGCUAAGAAGAAACAACAAUGUGCUCCUCCAAAAGAAAUACAAUCAGUAAUGACUGGAUAUGAUCCAGUACUCAAGGAUAAUGCUAUAAUGAAAGAUUUACCUAAAAAUAUCACUACUUCAAUGCUUUAUCCCUCAAAUCCUACCCAAUCACCUUUAUCCCAUUUGGAAUGCAAAACUUUCAAGAUAGUUCAGGAGAAAAGUACCUGCAAGAUCAUCAUGUAUUACAAAAAUUGGGUAGAUUUGGAAAAAAUCAUGAAUACUAAGCUGAACUUGCAAGAAUAUGAAGGUGUUUGGACUAGGUACUUCUUGCCUCAACUAUCUAAAAGUCGUAAUCGAUCACUAAAAAGUGACCGUAAUCAAAAGCAGAAUCAAGAUUUGGCUGACAAGGUUGGAUCAAAGACUACAAAUAACAAGAAUUAG
Messenger RNA from Rhizophagus irregularis DAOM 181602=DAOM 197198, 693 nucleotides. RefSeq lists its product as uncharacterized. The record is from RefSeq and is a predicted model, not a curated record. Lineage: Eukaryota; Fungi; Glomeromycota; Glomeromycetes; Glomerales; Glomeraceae.